Messenger RNA from Pygocentrus nattereri (red-bellied piranha), 2515 nucleotides. RefSeq names its product tyrosylprotein sulfotransferase 1 (gene tpst1). Gene Ontology annotation, cellular component: Golgi apparatus. The record is from RefSeq and is a predicted model, not a curated record. Gene Ontology annotation, molecular function: protein-tyrosine sulfotransferase activity. Lineage: Eukaryota; Metazoa; Chordata; Actinopteri; Characiformes; Serrasalmidae. The transcript is spliced from 6 exons. Bases 588 to 1706 code for a protein of 372 amino acids. Gene Ontology annotation, biological process: peptidyl-tyrosine sulfation.
AUCGCCAGCGCCGCUCAGCUCCAUGACGUGCUUAUCUAUAAAGUCGGUCCUUUUCCCUGCUGACGUUAAAGACGGAACAUUGGCCAUGCCUCAGCUUGACCGCGAAGAGGGGAUUUGUUGAGUCCUGGCAACCCAGUAAUAUGACGCGCAUUCUGUGUGAUACAGUUGUGGUGAAAGCGGCGUCGAGUCGAUUUCACUGUCGCAGUUUUAUGCGCCGAACAGAGCGAUAAACGACGGGAAUGUGUGCGCACUGGUGUCCAGCGGCUCUGAAGGACAGCCUGGACAGCUAAUCUCCUCUCCCGGGACGGCUCUUCUGGAUUAGGUGCGUUCCUCUACAGCGCUGUGAGGAGCGAGGCAGAAGCGGAGCGAGCGGUAAUGGCACGAUGCCUGAUGGAGCUGGGCACUCGACAAGAGCUGCACGCAGCUGAUCCUGAUCUUCACUCGUCCUCCGCCAGGGAGUGGUGAAGGGUGUCUUCCUCUUCCCUUUCCCCUCCCCUCGUCCGACAUCAUCCCCUUUCCAACCUGCCCCACUCCCUUUUCUACAACCCUCACCCAGCCUGCCCCUGGCUCCUCUGCUUGCCCCUGAGAUGAUUGGCAAGCUGAAGCAGAACCUGCUGGUGGCCUGCUUGGUCAUCAGCUCGGUCACAGUCUUCUACUUGGGAAGGCAUGCUAUGGAGUGCCACCAGCGUAUCGAAGAGCGCGGACCGCCGCUGCUGGGCAGCCUGCAUGCCACGCUCCGCACAGGCAACAACCUCAGUAGUCCCUUCAUUUACAACAAGGACAUGCCCCUCAUCUUCAUUGGUGGCGUGCCUCGCAGUGGAACUACGCUCAUGAGAGCCAUGCUGGACGCCCACCCAGAGGUUCGCUGUGGCGAAGAAACGCGUGUCAUCCCUCGCAUCUUGGCCAUGAAGCAGAUGUGGAGCCGCUCAGGGCGAGAAAAGAUGAGACUGGAUGAGGCCGGAGUCACUGAUGAGGUGCUGGACUCGGCCAUGCAGGCCUUUCUCCUUGAGAUCAUCGUGAAACAUGGUGAACCAGCCACCUACCUGUGCAACAAAGACCCCUUUGCCCUCAAGUCCCUCACGUACCUAGCUAAGAUCUUCCCCCGCGCCAAGUUCAUCCUCAUGAUCCGCGAUGGUCGGGCCUCCGUCCACUCCAUGAUCUCCCGCAAGGUGACCAUUGCCGGUUUUGACUUGAACAGCUACCGGGACUGCCUCACCAAGUGGAACCGGGCCAUAGAGACCAUGUACACGCAGUGCCUGGAGGCGGCAGACAAGUGCCUACCCGUGCACUACGAGCAGCUAGUCCUUCACCCGGAGAAGUGGAUGAGGACACUGCUGAAAUUCCUCAACAUUCCUUGGAAUGAGGCCGUUCUGCAUCAUGAGGAGCUCAUCGGGAAAGCAGGAGGCGUCUCGCUCUCCAAGGUGGAGCGCUCCACAGACCAGGUGAUCAAGCCAGUCAACGUGGAGGCCUUGUCCAAGUGGGUGGGAAAGAUCCCAGUGGAUGUGCUGCGGGACAUGCCGGUCAUCGCACCCAUGCUGGCCAGGCUCGGCUACGACCCCCGCGCCAACCCGCCCAACUAUGGUCGGCCAGACCCACGCGUUCUGGACAACACUAGAAGGGUGUUUAAAGGUGAAUUUCAGCUACCUGAUUUUCUUAAAGAACAAUCACAGCUUCAAAAGUCUUCAGAAAAGCCAAACCCAAGUUAGGAGGAGGUGGAAAACUAGCAUGGAACACACCCAUAGAGGACUCAGCAGAAGCAGGAGCAGCGGGACCACGAUGGAGAUUCAUAAUCCCCGCUGGGACCACCUCUCUCUCUUUCUCACACACACACACAGACACACACACACACUGUGGUACUUCUAUGCCUACACAGACAGACACACUCAGACACACCACUCACUCACAGCCCCGUGGGCGCGGACCACUACAUGGAGAACUUUUGGCCUUUGAUGUUGUACUCUAACAAUUGUGGCCUAAGAAUGUCAUUGCUAUCUUGAUUUUUUUUUCCCUACAUUUUUUGGAUUUUUUUUGAUCACACCAUACUCAUACAUUUUUCCUGGCUACACAAAUCUGUGAUUCUGUUAUAAGAAAAUACAGUGAAUAGCAAAGGAAGUAUUUAUGAAAGAAAGUUAGCUUUUGAAGAUGCAAUAUCUAUUUUGAUGUUCGGUUUAUUUUCAUGCCUUUGUAAUGUGCAAUUCCUCGGGUGCUCCCAUGCAGGAUCACUGUCCGGAGACGUCAUCGGUGAAGAACACAAGACUGCAUUUUGUACCCUUCAUUCAAAAUAGAGUCUUUCAUGGCUGGAGAGCUGUAAUAAAUGAAUUGUCAGUAUUGAAGGCAAGAAAAUUGCUCGCAAUUUUUCCAUUGGAGGAAAAAUGGGAUGUCAAAGACAAUAUGCUUGAGUCUUUUUUGUACUGAAGUGCAAAACAUCAUUGCCAAUUUUUUGUUUGUUGUUUUUUGUGAAAUAAACACUUGAGCGCUGUAGGCUGCUAAUGUGCCCAGAACAGUAUCCUCUUAA